Messenger RNA from Chionomys nivalis (European snow vole), 1831 nucleotides. It is a transcript of the gene Wdr86, whose product is annotated as WD repeat domain 86. Bases 217 to 1362 code for a protein of 381 amino acids. The transcript has 6 exons. The record is from RefSeq and is a predicted model, not a curated record. Gene Ontology annotation, molecular function: protein binding. Lineage: Eukaryota; Metazoa; Chordata; Mammalia; Rodentia; Cricetidae.
GCUCUGCAUCGGAGUCGCUGUGGCGGAGGAUACCGGUGGAGAUUCAGAGUUCCUGUUCCCCGCCGCACCGCGAGCCUUUGCAGGAGCGGGGUGUGUGUGUGUGGGGGGGGGUCCCCCGCGAUGGCCGCUGUCCAUCCGGGCCCCGACAGGACCACGUGCGGACGCUGGAGCACCGCUCUCUAGCCGGCAACAGCACCUCUUUGCCCCCGCCCGGCGAUGGGGAGCAGCGGGUCGGCGUUGAGGGUCUGUGCGGACCACCGCGGGGGCAUCAACUGGCUGAGUCUGAGCCCCGACGGGCAGCGCUUGCUGACGGGCAGCGAGGACGGCACGGCUCGCCUCUGGAGCACCGCCGACGGCCAGUGCUGCGCGCUCCUGCAAGGUCACGAGAGCUAUGUGACCUUCUGCCAGCUGGAGGAUGAAGCCGCCUUCACCUGCAGUGCUGACUGCACCAUCCGGAGGUGGGACGUUAGGACCGGGCAGUGUCUGCAGGUGUACCGAGGGCACACAUCCAUCGUGAACAGGAUCCUUGUUGCAAACGACCAGCUCUUCAGCAGUUCCUAUGACCGGACAGCACGGGCGUGGACUGUGGACAAAGAGCAAGUGUCCAAGGAGUUCCGGGGCCACCGCAACUGUGUGCUGACACUCGCCUACUCUGCCCCCAAGGACCUGCCCAGUGAUCCCUGCUUGGAGGCAGCAAUGGGUGGCGGGCUCCUAGUGACCGGCAGCACGGACGACACAGCCAAGGUGUGGCAGGUGGCCAGUGGCUGCUGCCACCAGACCCUUCGGGGCCACACAGGCGCAGUGCUGUGCCUGGUGCUGGAUGUUUCCAGCCACACGGCCUUCACAGGCAGCACCGAUGCCACCGUCCGUGCUUGGGACAUCCUGAGUGGGGAGCAGCUGCGGGUUUUCCGAGAGCACCAGGGCUCUGUCAUCUGUCUGGAGCUCACAGACCGGCUCUUGUACACGGGCAGUGCAGACAGGACUGUCAAGUGCUGGCUGGCUGACACUGGGGAGAGGGUGCGCACAUUUCCGGCACACAGACACAGCGUGAGCGCCCUCAAGUACCAUGCAGGCACCUUGUUCACAGGCAGUGGGGACGCCUGCGCCCGGGCCUUUGAUGCUCAAUCAGGAGUGCUGCAGAGGGUGUUCCGAGGCCACACCUUUGUCAUCAACUGCCUCCAGGUCCAUGGUCAGGUGCUCUACACAGCAUCUCAUGACGGUGCUCUGCGUCUCUGGGACGUACGUGGACUCCAGUCGGUGCCACCUUCACCACGCAGACCAGCAGCCAAGCGCAGCAGCUUAUCACGCCUCUUUAGCAAUAAGGUGGCCUGUGCAGCCCCAGUGCCCCUGCAGCCAGCCUGAGUACCUGGAGAGGAGGUGGUCAGUCUGCAAUUGCAGGCAGGAAGUUCAGCAGGCCUGCCUCCAGUUCUGAUGUCUUAUGCUGCCAGGCCCUCUCUGCUGAAGAAAUUGAACUUCUUACAAGAGCCAUUGACAAGUUGUAUGUCAUAGACUCCUCCUGAAGAACUCAAAUACAUGUCAAAGUGCUCUACGUUCUUUGUUUUCCUUUUGGAGGCCUGUUGGCCUGCCACGUAUGUGCCCUCCAAUAUCUGGCCCGGGUUAUCUCCCCUCUGGUUAACAAGGCUUGUGAACCAAAGUCUUUUACACAGACCUUGGGAGAGGCCGUGAAACAAGGAACCACUCUUCCAACCAGCCUGCCCAACAGGACCUUGGAGUACCCAUCCAUUUUUGGACAUUAAUCCAGGAGUUUUCUGUCAAGGUCUGGCAAUGAACAGCUAGGGAGAAGUCUGGUCUUGUGCAGAAAUGCCAGCAC